AAUGGAUAGUCGCUCCAGAGAGAGAUGCGAGAGCUCCGGGUCAGAGAGACCUCUAGACCGGCUCGCGGAUUGUGCUGCGUGUGCGUGGACGCGGAAGACGAGGAAAAAGCAAAAGCCGCGGAAUAACAUCCGCAAUUCGAUUUGUUUCGUUUGGCUGAUCGAGGUCGUCGUCAAUAAAGCUCAAUGCAUCGAAUUCCGCCGGAUCAUGCAGUGGGUUAAGCUCGACUUGUUUCCGACGGCGCUACUGUUCUUCUGCCUGGCCACUUGUGCUUGCGUCGCCCAACAGCAAAACCGAAGCCAAUACGAGGGCAACUUUUACUUAAAUGAAUACACGACCGGCCAUCCGCCGAGGCCACCGACCCGGCCACCGACCCGACCACCGACUCGACCCUUCCUCACCACCACCAAUCGUACUCCGGCCACCAGACCCACAAGGUACGGGGGUGUCGCUGCUUCCACCUCGACUACAUCCAGACCAACAUCCUCAACUACAUCCAGACCAACAUCCUCGACGCAAAGAAUAUCAACACAGAGCCAAAAUGAGGUUCUGAGCUUUGCGAAUUGCGGUGUGCGAGCCAUGAGGCCCGCGGCUUUGAUCACGAGCGCGGAGCCAACGUUUGAUGGGGAAUUCCCGUGGCACGCCGCGAUUUUCACGCGCUUCGAAAGUUUCCAGCUGCCCAAAUACGCGUGCGGCGGGAGUCUCAUUUCGAAAAAGGCGGUUAUCACAGCCGGACACUGCGUGACGAGGAAAAGUGGCACAAAGAGGGCAGAGGACGACAUAACCGUUUAUCUCGGCAAGUACUACAAGAAUGAAGGAUGGAAUUUGGAUCGAGGCGUUCAAUCCUACACACCGCAUCGCAUCCUCCUUCAUCCAAAUUACAGCCAAGACAACGUGUCCAACGACAUGGCUAUCAUAAUCUUUGCUCGAGACGUUAUUCUCACAAAUAAAGUAUCGCCCGUGUGUCUCUGGAACACAGACGGGGAUCCUAAAAAACUUGUAGGAGCUUUUGGAACGGUUCCUGGUUGGGGAAUCAUGGAUGUGACAAAACCAACCGAAACAAAUAAUAUCCUUCAAAAAGCCACUUUUCCUGUGCAUUCAUAUGAAGCGUGUGUUCGAAGCAGGCCAGAAUUCUUUACCAUAAUCCUGGAAAAGAACAACACUUAUUGUGCUGGAUACACAAAUGGUACAAGUGCUUGUAAUGGAGACAGUGGAGGAGGAAUGGUCUUCGAGAGAAACGGUCGAUGGUACCUGAGAGGGAUAGUGAGCAUUGGGGUGCCUCUCGAGAGGGAUUGGACCCUGUGCAACCCAAAGUACUACACCGUCUACAGUGAUGUGGUGAUGUACCUUGAUUGGAUAGCGAAGAACGUUGAAGGUGUUAAUGUGAUCCAGCCAAGAAUUGGCACGGGAUAAAAGAAAUGCUCAAAUACUAGGAAGAAAAUUAUUUCAUUGCUGGAAUCAAUUGUAUCAGAGUUGUAAGACGGUCCAUCAGUACAAAAUAUUUUAAAAUUGAUGUAAUUUUCUCAAAAAUAAAUGGUUUGUAAAAAUAAA
Molecule: messenger RNA, 1549 nt
Organism: Neocloeon triangulifer
Lineage: Eukaryota; Metazoa; Arthropoda; Insecta; Ephemeroptera; Baetidae
Product: proclotting enzyme-like
Exons: 7
Coding region: 2-1411 (469 amino acids)
Biological process (GO): proteolysis
Molecular function (GO): serine-type endopeptidase activity
Source: RefSeq, a predicted model, not a curated record